Molecule: messenger RNA, 4728 nt
Organism: Hypomesus transpacificus
Lineage: Eukaryota; Metazoa; Chordata; Actinopteri; Osmeriformes; Osmeridae
Gene: chst3a
Product: carbohydrate (chondroitin 6) sulfotransferase 3a
Exons: 4
Coding region: 2314-3645 (443 amino acids)
Biological process (GO): N-acetylglucosamine metabolic process; carbohydrate metabolic process
Cellular component (GO): Golgi membrane
Molecular function (GO): N-acetylglucosamine 6-O-sulfotransferase activity; chondroitin 6-sulfotransferase activity
Source: RefSeq, a predicted model, not a curated record
GCAAUGUGUUGGUGUGGUCGAAGUUACUCAUGUAGUUACCUCGCUGCUCACUGGAGUUGAACAAAGAAAAAUAAAGAUAGUCAAUGCUUUCGGUUUUUACGGAUGCUUUUCAUUCAUUUGACGGAGGAGGACACGGCGUGUUUGGAUACAAUGAAACAGUGUGUGCUGGCUCAAGACAAUGCACGAUACUACGGAGUAUGGUAGGGACCUUAAGCCAACCAGGGGCUCUUCAUUUAAAUAUAUGUGAGAAAACAUUGAAAGGUUGGUUUUUACGUUACACAGCUUCAAAUUCGGGUUUUGAUCCGUGUGUUCUUGAAGGAUGCUAUGUAUGAUUAUGGGUAUGGAGCAGCCAUCUCCUAUAGAACGCCUCUACGUCUUGAGCCCAGUCGUCGGUAGUAGCCUGAUGCUUUAUUACAAAAUGUUCAAUUAUCAUUUUGUAUUAACGAUUGUCUAGUUUACGUUUUAGCAUGUCAUUGGUGUACGUGAAUUAAAUGAAUGGCUAAUUACGGGCUUCUUAAAUACCUACUGUUGCUUAAUGUCGCGGUGUCUCUUGGUAUGUGUAGGACAUACAUGAUUUUUCAGAAAAAUGUUGGGUUGAAACAUACAUUUUGCAAACAUUGUGACACUAUAAUAUUCAGCGCAGUGUAUAAUAUGUACUGCAGUAGCCUAUGUACACAGCUCGAAUUAUUUUUCAAUUGAUCAGUAGAUAAACAGUAGCAGUUAUCUUGAGGCGUUUAGCCUGGAGUAUUUCCACUACAGAGACAUAUACAGUGUGCUGCUUUAAGGGUUGAAGACAGCCAUUAAUGUAAUUUGUAGUGAGAUGAUAAACAGAGUGAUGUGUGUUUCUGCUUGAACAGAUAGUCAGAUUUGUCAAACGCCUCAGUGACUUUUGAAUGUGUUUAAAGCUCUGCUCAAGUGCCUCAGUCUGACAAUUUGAUGGCUAUGGCAUAAUAUGCUCAGAUAAUUGGUAGAUAUUUACUUACAGAGCACAGUCACUCUGAGGCUGCUAGAACAUUAGAUUUUUUCCAUAAUGAUAUGCUUUGUACAGAUUAUUCUAUCCCUUGACAGGUCCAAAUGAGAGAAACAUGAAUAACAACCUCACAUAGCCCAAUACAUUAUAUUUCUGAAGAAGUCACUGUAUCUGUGAUUUGUUAGGUUUAGUAGCAUUUGAUUUGAUAAUGGAUGGGAAAAAAAUCGCAGAGUUGCACAAGUCCUCAAGAUUCUUGAAGCGGUGCUAUGUGGCACCAUUAUGGAAAAAUAUUAUCAUAUUAGUGUGGUGAAGAGCUCAGGCUCUUCAGUUUAAUAUAAUGAGAUGUUUCACCAGACAAUAGCCAAUGCAUCCUUCAGUUAAACAAGCAUUUAGUACAACAGAGAAACCUAACCGCCUAACGAAUGAAAAAUGAAAAAAAAUAUGAAAAAAGACAGUUGUUUUUGAAGGAUUUCCCAGGCCUAGACAGGCCCACGGUCAUUCUCUGCUCAUGAAAUUCCCACUAAAGAGUUGUUACUUGAUAAAACAACACACACCUAAACUAUUUUGAAGAUUUAUUUCACAAUAAAUCAGGGGGCAGUGUGGUGCUUGUGAGUGUGCCUGAAACGGCAUAUUUAAGGGUUUAGCUGCUUUGUUUGGAAACUCAUCUCAAAACUAAACACAUGGCAUUAGAUUUUUGUUAGAGUCGCACUGGGUUUAAAUCUCAUGCAAGAAAGAUUUAAGAUGCCCUUGGCUCCUCUUUUUGUUUGCCAUUUUGGCUCAGUGCCAUAUGGAGGUGUUCCAGAGUGAUGGCACUGGAACAGUUUUUUGCUUGCACGAAUACUAUCUGUGGACACUGUACACUCCGUCCCUAUAGAUCUGGUAUAUCUCUGAUUAACAUGUCAGAUGAAGAAUUCACUUCAUCUACAUGUUCUCCAUUGGAUGAAAGUAAAGAGAUAUAAUUAGAGAUAAGAUGAGAGAUAUACGGGUAGCUAAAUCUUGAGAUGUAACUUGACUUUGUCUUCUGUGUUCUUGAAUUGCCAAUGGUUUGGUUAACAUGUCCGUUAGCAAAUCUCUUUUUCUCUCAUAUCACUCGCGUUCUCUUUGAUCUCUUCUUACCUUUCUGUCUGUUUCCCUCUCACUCUCUCACUGUCUGCUCUCUUUCUUAAUUAACUGAAGUAGAAAUCCUGCACUCUGUGAAGUUUUCCCAGUUAACCAUGCUUUGUUUUUCUAGAAUCAUACUGAAGCCACCCCAUGGCAUGUCAUGACCAGACACUUCUGCAGUCGUGCACUAUUGACCAAUACACAGCCAGUGUAAAGGUCCCCUCAGAGUUCCACAGUUGAGAAUGAGGACCAAAUAUGCAAUAGUUUUCAUCUGUAUUGUGGCCCUGGUCAUCAUUGAAAAGGAGAGCAACAUCAUAUCAAGGGUUUCUGACAAGCUGAUCCAGAGACAGAUCCCACAGCAGACUCCACAGACUCCACUAGACUACAACACCUCCAUACCCGCUCCUCAAACACAAAAUGGCUCCCUGUCCAUACUUGGCAAGCUUCUCUCUACGCUUACCAACAUGAACUAUUCAGAUUCCACAGAUGAGCUGGAGGAGGAGGGAGACCUAAACUACAGUUACAACAGAGGCCGCAAGCACAUCCUGCUGCUGGCUACCACUCGCACAGGCUCCUCGUUCGUAGGGGAGUUCUUCAACCAGCAUGGCGAGAACAUGUUCUACCUGUUUGAGCCGCUGUGGCACGUGGAGCGCAUGCUGACGCUGGCCACUGGGGGCACCAAUGGGUCGGUGUCGGCACUGGCUUACAGAGAUGUCCUCCAGGGGCUGUUUCUGUGCAAUUUCACCCCCCUGGAAAAGUACAUCUACCCCCCACCCCAACAGCAUGUCACCCACGCUCUGUUCCGCAGGGAAUCCAGCCUGUCGCUCUGCGACGAACCCGUCUGUUCGCCGGUGGUCAGAGACGUUUUUGAGAGGUACCACUGCAAGACCCGUCGCUGUGGCCCUCUCAACCUGACCCUGGCCACUGAGUCCUGCCUCUCCAAGGAGCACCGCGCCAUCAAGACAGUGCGGGUCCGGCAGCUGGACACUCUUCAGCCACUGGUGGAAGAUCCCCGUCUGGACAUUAGGGUUAUCCAGCUGGUGAGGGACCCCCGCGCCAUCCUGGCUUCUCGUAUGGUGGCUUUCUCCUCCAAGUACCAGACCUGGAAGGCCUGGGCAGAUGACGGGGAGGUGCCCGAGGAUGACGAGGAAGUGAAACGACUGAAAGGAAACUGUGACAAUAUCAGGAUGUCGGCGGAAGUGGGGCUGAGUCGUCCCGGCUGGCUGAGGAGGAGGUACAUGUUGGUGCGAUAUGAGGACAUUGCCCGCUUCCCCAUGCAGAAAGCUGAGGAGAUGUACAGGUUCACAGGAAUACCGUUCAGUGCCCAGGCCAGGGAGUGGAUCCUGAGGAACACUCAGACCACCGAGGAGGCCAGCGGGGUGUACUCCACCCAGAAGAACUCCUCUGAGCAGGCAGAGAAGUGGAGGUUUAGCAUACCCUUCAACCUGGCACAGGUGGUGCAGAAGGUGUGUGGACCCACCAUGACACUGUUUGGGUACAGGUUUGUGGACAGCGAGAGGACACUGCUAAACAAGUCAAUCAGCUUACUCGAGGAGAAGGUGUUUCACUUCUAGUGGAUAUCAAGGUGUUUCAUUUCUAGUGGACAUAAAGGUAUUUCACUUCAAGUGGACCUUUAGCUGAAGCUUGAUGAAUAAUGACAGAGUGGUUUCUUUGAACUGACCAAAAGGGAAUUUUGCAAAGAUAAUAUUCUAUUUAAUCUUGUCAAAUGGGUUGCUACUGCCUUUCUGGUGAAGAGGAAAUAAUAUGUGCCAUAGGGUUCAUACAUGCCAGUGAUGUGCCUGUACUUUUAUAGUAUUGUUAAAGAGUUUUAAUGGAUAUCAAACAUAUCAUAUAAUUACAUAUUUAUUUGCUGGCAAAUUGUUUGAUAACAAUAAAUUAUACUUUUCAUAUGUUUAAAAGAAGCCUAGAUGGCUAGUAUAGUCUCCAUCCUUAGCUCUUCAAAUGAAAAUAUCAGGGCUAAAGUAAGAUUUCUGGAGGUUGGUGUGUGAUUUGCUGUUCAUGUGAUGACGUGUGUGUGGCUGCGUGAGCAUGUGUUUUUUGCAUAUGCAUCGGCUAGUCUGCUGAAUGAUCUCUAUGUUGUGUGUAGAUAGAUAUGCACUAUUUCUUGGAGCUGAUAGAAAGCACAGUGAAUUGACGUUUAGUUUAGACAAAUUCUCCUUGACAGGGCUUUACGUGUUUGACUCAGGUGAAGUUAACGUGAAAAUACUAAGGUGAUGUCUGAUGCCAUUGCAUAUCGUUGCUGUAUGUAAAGUGAUUCUUUGUCAAAAUGUACUCUUGUUGUCAUGACCUUAAUGAAAGGUACCCUACAGUACCUAACUUGUUCCAGUCCCAUGUAGCAUAGACAGGGAUAAAACAAGACCAUUACAUCAAUUAAAUUAAACAGUAAAUACAAUUUUCAACUGGUUUGCUUCAAGAGUGAUCUUGAUAUUUAAAGUGUGGUCCACAACACAGCUUUUUUACGUUUUGAUUAAAGAAUCAAAUGAAGAGAAACUAUUGCUAUGUUUUAGAGCUACUGGAAAGCUCUAUUUGGCAUUUACUCCAGAGAAUAAAAAAUCAAGUACAAUGGCUGCCUUAUCCGAGCUUGAACUAAAACGUCCAUAACUGGUCUUGCAAUAUGAUCGUAGUGAUGGGUUCAG